Messenger RNA from Phacochoerus africanus (Common warthog), 3917 nucleotides. RefSeq names its product transglutaminase 2 (gene TGM2). The transcript has 13 exons. Bases 98 to 2161 code for a protein of 687 amino acids. Gene Ontology annotation, molecular function: protein-glutamine gamma-glutamyltransferase activity. The record is from RefSeq and is a predicted model, not a curated record. Gene Ontology annotation, biological process: peptide cross-linking. Lineage: Eukaryota; Metazoa; Chordata; Mammalia; Artiodactyla; Suidae.
AGUUCCCCGCGCUCCUGGCCUCUGCAUUGCCCGCCGCCAGUGGUCUGCACUUGGAGGGUCCUGCCACCAGUUCGAGGAGCACGUCCUCCACCUGACCAUGGCCGAGGAUCUGAUUCUAGAGAGAUGCGACCUGGAGCUGGAGGCCAAUGGCCGUGACCACCACACAGCUGACCUGUGCCGGGAGAGGCUGGUGGUCCGGCGGGGCCAGGCCUUCCGGCUGACGCUGCACUUCGAGGGCCGAAACUACGAGCCCAGUGUGGACAGGCUCACCUUCAGUGCCGUGACUGGCCCAGCCCCCAGCGAGGAGGCCGGGACCAAGGCCCGCUUCGGGCUGUCUGAUGCUGCGGAGGAGGGUGCCUGGAGAGCCGAGGUGGUGGACCAGCAGGACAACACCCUCUCGCUGCAGCUCAGCACCCCGGCCAGCGCCCCCAUUGGCCUGUACCGCCUCAACCUGGAGGCCUCCACCGGCUACGAGGGCUCCAGCUUCCUUCUGGGUCACUUCACCCUGCUCUUCAACGCUUGGUGCCCAGCGGACGACGUGUACCUGGACUCAGAUGAGGAGCGGCAGGAGUAUGUUCUCACCCAGCAGGGCUUCGUCUACCAGGGCUCGGCCAAGUUCAUCAAGAGCAUACCAUGGAAUUUUGGGCAGUUUGAAGACGGGAUCCUGGACAUCUGCCUGAUGCUCCUGGACGUCAACCCCAAGUUCAUGAGGGACGCCGGCCGUGACUGCUCCCGCCGAAGCAGCCCGGUCUAUGUGGGCCGGGUGGUGAGUGGCAUGGUCAACUGCAAUGAUGACCAGGGUGUCCUGCUGGGACGCUGGGACAACAACUACGAGGAUGGCGUCAGCCCCAUGUUCUGGAUCGGCAGCGUGGACAUCCUGCGGCGCUGGAAGAACCACGGCUGCCAGCGUGUCAAGUACGGCCAGUGCUGGGUCUUUGCUGCUGUGGCCUGUACCGUGCUGCGGUGCCUCGGCAUCCCCACCCGCGUGGUGACCAACUAUAACUCGGCCCACGACCAGAACAGCAACCUGCUCAUCGAGUACUUCCGCAACGAGUUUGGGGAGAUCCAGAGUGACAAGAGCGAGAUGAUCUGGAACUUCCACUGCUGGGUGGAGUCGUGGAUGACCAGGCCAGACCUGCAGCCGGGCUACGAGGGGUGGCAGGCACUCGACCCCACACCCCAGGAGAAGAGUGAAGGGACGUACUGCUGUGGCCCGGUUCCUGUUCGUGCCAUCAAGGAGGGCGACCUGAGCACCAAGUACGACGCCCCUUUCGUCUUUGCCGAGGUCAACGCCGACGUAGUGGACUGGAUCCGGCAGGACGAUGGGUCCGUGCACAAGUCCAUCAACCGCUCCCUGGUUGUGGGGCUGAAGAUCAGCACAAAGAGCGUGGGCAGAGAUGAGCGGGAGGACAUCACCCACACCUACAAGUACCCCGAGGGGUCCCCAGAAGAGAGGGAGGCCUUCACGAAGGCCAACCACUUGAACAAACUGGCUGAUAAAGAGGAGUCAGAGGUGGCCAUGCGGAUCCGUGUGGGGGAGGGCAUGAACAUGGGCAGCGACUUCGAUGUCUUUGCCCACAUCACCAAUAACACCGCCGAGGAGCACACCGGCCGCCUCCUGCUCUGCGCCCGCACUGUCAGCUACAACGGUGUCCUGGGACCUGAGUGUGGCACCAAGGACCUGUUCAACUUCUCCCUGGAGCCCUACUCCGAGAAGAGCGUUCCCCUUCGCAUCCUCUACGAAAAGUACUGUGACUGCCUGACCGAAUCCAACCUCAUCAAGGUGCGGGGCCUCCUCAUUGAGCCGGCUGCCAACAGCUACCUGCUGGCCGAGAGGGAUAUCUACCUGGAGAAUCCAGAAAUCAAGAUCCGGAUCCUGGGAGAGCCCAAGCAGAACCGCAAGCUGGUGGCUGAGGUGUCUCUGCGGAAUCCGCUCACCACGCCACUGUCAGGCUGCACCUUCACCGUGGAGGGGGCGGGCCUGACCGAGGAGCAGAAGACCGUGGAGAUCCCGGACCCCGUGGGGGCGGGGGAGGAAGUCAAGGUGAGGGUGGACCUACUGCCCCUGCUCGUGGGCCGCCACAAGCUGGUGGUGAACUUCAACAGCAACAGGCUGAAGGCCGUGAAGGGCUUCAGGAACGUCAUCGUCGGCCCCUCCUAAGGGGUCCCCGUGCCAGCCUCACCUCCGCCAGCCGAGGGCCCCCACCUUGACCCCAAUCUUUAUCCCAAGCCAAUGAGCAACCUUUGUGCCUUCUCGGGCCCCACACCCCAGGGCAGGGCUGGGCUGCCUUUGUGGGGGGCGGGGGGGUAUCUGGACUCGAAUGUACUUCUGGCCAUCUUGUCCCCCUGAGCCUGGCUCCGCAGCCCCCUCACCUAUGAGGACUAUUCUGUGCCUCCACCGCCAGAGCCCUGAUCUUGGCUGACUGGGCCUGGGAGUGGACCUCCUGCCUCCCUUCCCAGCCCAGAUGCCAUUUGGAAAACCACUGACACCCGCCAUAUUGUUUGAUCUACUCCAGAGCCCCUUGGAGCAGCCAAAAAACAAAGUGUGCCACCCCCAAAAAAGUGUGCCCAAUGACCAGAUCAAGGAACUCAACUCCCUGGCGUGUCCUGAACCCCUUCCCCAGCUUGUGCCCAGGCUCCGGGGGCCCUUGGCAGAGCCAAACACGUGCAGAUGGGGAGGGUCCCAGGAAUAGGCCAGACCCAGGAUCCCCCCACAUCCUAGCAGCCCUGGCCCAAUAGUACCCACCCCCCAUCCCCUCCACAGUUGUGAGGCACCUACUGAGUGCCAGGCACUUCCUGGGCUCUGGUGUUCACAUGGCCGCCAACCCAUUUAAUCGCCAUGGGAAACAGCAGAGUGGGAACUGCUUUCCCGAUGAGGAGACUGCAGCUUGGAGAAGCGAGGCGGCCCACUCUGCACUCGUGGGCUCCUGGAUUUUGCAAGGCUGGGUAUGUAAAGGUGCAGGAAUGGAGCCCGGGCCUUCUGACUCUGAGUCCGGCACCUUGUCACGAUGCCAGCCUGACCUGACUCAUGUCAGAGAGGCCAUCUGGGACCUGAUCGAGAAAGGAUCCAGCUGGGGCAAGAAGGCAGGGAGGGAAUCAGAGGGAUCAGAGCCCUGAGUUUGAGUCCCAAGUCUGGCCUUCCCCUCUCUGGGCCUCAGUUUCCUCCUGGUCACAGGAGAAGCUGGACCAGCUCAUCUCUAAGGCCUUCUCGGCUCUGCACUCCGGUGCCUUAAAUGCUCCAGCCUUGCCAGUGACAGUGAGUCCGACUCCCUGGAUUCCCAGAGCCUUGGGUCACAGGCCCAGGGUGUUUCAGAGUACAUGACCAUGACCACCUUCCUGCCCCCAGUAUCGCCUAAGUCCCCCGCUUUUGCCCAGGCACCUCCCUUCAGAGCCCAGUUCUAGGGAGAAAGAGCCCCAGAGGCCCCUGUCUUCCCUGCAAGCCUACCCACCGCAAUGCCUAGAUGUCACGAGAGCCUUAGCUGCCAGCUAGGUUGGCAUCUCAGCCACUGUCUCUUUGAAGCGCCAGGGCCCUGGAGCACAGCCCUUGUCCCUGGUUAACCUCGGGGCCCGCCCAAGUUGCCACCUCUUACUUUAUCCUGCCUUCUCUCUGUACGAUUGGGCCUCCCUCAACCUGGAAGAGGGAAGAGCGGGGACAGGAUUCUAUAGCUGGGGUGGGGUCACAGCCUCCAGGACCUCCCAAAUCCCAGAGAGGGACUUGGGGAAAGUCACGCUGAUGCACUUACGACUUUCUGCUUUGCACAGGAAGAAGCACAAAAUGAGCCGACAUGUAUAUGUUCUAUAUAAAUAUUGCUCUAUUUCUCCAUGGUUUUAUAAACACGUUGGGGUUCCAAGCAAGCAGUAGAUGUGCUUUUGAGGAGCGAGCACUGAAAUAAAAGAGUUUAUUUUUCACAUUUAAA